CCGGGUGAUAUCCUGAGCUGGCGGAGUCCAGCUCGCUUGGAGGACCUUGCACCGUUCCAGCCUCUGCUGUGAGCAGCGAUGGAGACCGGCCGUGUGGUGGGAGCUGGGGCCGUGCUGGUGGUACUGGUGGUGCUGGGAGCCCACCUGUCUGGUGGCAAGGAGACGUCAGGGUAUUUCCAGGACCAGUUUAAGGGUGACUGUUACUUCACCAAUGGUACCGAGCGGGUGAGGUUUCUGGAGAGGCACAUCUACAACCGGGAGCAGUACGUGCACUUUGACAGCGAGGUGGGGUACUAUGUGGCUGACAAUCUCCUGGGCGAGCCUGUUGCCAAAUACUUCAACAGCCAGCCCGACAUCCUGGAGCAGAAACGGGCUGCUGUGGACACGUUCUGCCGAUACAACUACGGGGUGUCGACCCCUUACGCUGUGGAGAGGAGAGUUCAGCCCAAAGUGAGGGUCUCCCCCAUGCAGUCGAGCUCCCUGCCCCAGACCGACAGGCUGGUUUGUGCCGUGACGGGGUUUUACCCCCCGGAGAUUGAGGUGAAGUGGUUGAAGAACGGGCAGGAGGAGACGGAGCACGUGGUGUCCACGGAGGUGAUGCAGAACGGAGACUGGACCUACCAGGUGCUGGUGAUGCUGGAAACCACCCCGCAGCGCGGGGACACCUACACGUGCCAGGUGGAGCACGUCAGCCUGCAGCACCCCGUCACCCAGCACUGGGGGCUGCAGUCGGACGGCGGCAGGAGCAAGAUGCUGACGGGGGUGGGGGGCUUCGUGCUGGGGCUCAUCUUCCUGGCGCUGGGGCUCUUCCUCUACAUGCGCAAGAAGGGCGCCGCCUUCCCCAGGCUGCAGGGCUCCUGAACAAAGUCCUGCCCCUGCGGAUCUGCUCCGCCGCCGCCCGUCCUCUGCCCCCCGGCCUCACCUCUGCCCCGCACGGCCCUGUCCCGGAGCCCCACAUCUCCCCACUGACCCCCGGGGUCACCCCCUCCUUCCCAGCCCUGCCCAGCUUCACUGUCACUGCUCUGCAGCCCCGGAGUGCCCAGGGCUUGGCGAGGGUGGCCCUUGGCCGCUCCGGCUCAGCCUAAUAAAGUGUCCCAGUACCCUCCGGC
This is a messenger RNA of Chroicocephalus ridibundus (black-headed gull), 1109 nucleotides long. Its product is annotated as class II histocompatibility antigen, B-L beta chain-like. Gene Ontology annotation, cellular component: membrane; MHC class II protein complex. The record is from RefSeq and is a predicted model, not a curated record. Gene Ontology annotation, biological process: immune response; antigen processing and presentation. The transcript is spliced from 6 exons. NCBI's taxonomy places the organism in Eukaryota, Metazoa, Chordata, Aves, Charadriiformes, Laridae. The coding region runs from base 79 to 861 and encodes 260 amino acids.